GAGCGGCCGGUGCGGUCCGCUGGAUGAAAGGCCGACAAGCUGCGUGUGUUUUUGCGCACGAACUGUUGUGCAUCUGGUGUCUGUUCAUCCAGUCACACAUCGGUUGUUUUGGGGGUGAACACAGUCAUGUGGCUGGCUGACGGGGGACGCAGCAGGGUUAACAUGCAUGUUCAGACAUUUCUGUAAGAGUGCAUGAACGCAGCAAAACGGGCACAUUUUGCAUCAUAUGCAAGACGUGCAGCAUGUCGGCUUUGACACACUGGAGCUGUUUGAACGAAUCUGUGGUUAUUUCUGCAGUUUGGAAGAUGAGAAGCCUCGUGUGGCCUCAGUGCGAGCUUUGUGGAUUGCACCAGCAGCCAGAGGACCAAACUGUCGGGAAAUCCAGUGACAAAAUGCCAGAAAAACCAUUACGAUCCUUCAGCCUCUGAAUCAUGGGAAAUGUUGAGAGCCAGAACGGAGACAAUGCCCUCUACGGGAAUGGACGUGGCUAUUUGUCACGGAAGCACAUGUCUCGGUCUCUUCGCAUCUCCAACAAGCAAUCCAGACGAUCUCGCCAUGCUUCAUCAGGGAAAAUAGAGCACAGAAACUCUGAGACGAGCACACGCUCAAGCAGCACUCCCAGCAUCCCACAGUCCCUGGCUGACAAUGGCCUGGAGCCUUUCAAUGAGACAAAUAUCCUCCCAGACUUUGGAAGUCCCAUUUGGGUGGACCGUGUGGCCAUGAAUCUGCGACCUGUGUCCUUUCACAAUGACCUAGCCAAUCCCUCAGUGCACAUGAACAUGAUGCACAUAACCCUGCCUGGUCCCACGGCAGAAGAGGUGCAGGAUGAAGAUGUGUACACAAAUGAGGUGAAGUACCUCCAGAAAACUCGGGAAUGCUCCAAGGAGACCGUCAGCUUCAAGAAGAGGUCUAAAUCUGCAGACAUGUGGCGAGAUGACAGCCUGGAGUUCUCCCUGUCUGAUGUCAGUCAAGAUCACUUGACCAGCACAGAGGAGAUCAUAGACAUGGGCAACGAGAGGGAUUUUACUGACUGUGAAGGCCACCUGCAGUCCAGCCCCACAGACUCUGCUGACAGGGCGAACUCGCUGGAUGAGCUGUACAGCCAGGCAAGUCCGACCCACAGGCAGCCCCAUGGCCGCUAUGCCAAGUGGCACGAUACCAACAGGGCUAUCAGGGAGGGUGAGGAUGAUAAGAUGCUCUCCCCGUCAGAGGAGGAUGGGAACACCUAUGGUGCGUACACCCUUCCCUGCAGGCGUUCCCAUUGCCUGUCUGAAGGCCUGAGCAGCCACCAAGCUGCAAUGUGUGCCAGCAUGCAAGGCAGGAGGGCACAGACUAUACAGGAUGUCACAGCAGGGGAGGGCAGCGAAUAUGAGGACAGCGGCAUUGACGGGGUGACAGUGGAGGCAGAGCACCAAUCUCGACGCUACAAGACCAUGUCAGCCUCCUUCUCCGUGUGCUCAGUGCAUGGCAGGAACAUGUUUGCUGGCAGUGACAGCGGCAGCAGCAGUGGUGGCGGGGCCAGCGAGUGUGUACAGGGUGUGUACGAGAACUUUCGUCAGGAACUACAGAUGAGCUCCUGCCAGACGGAGAGCUUGGAGGAGGCUGGGUCUGCCCUGAGUGAUGAGCAGAGCACCAUGAGCUCCGCCUACCAGUCUGACCUGUUGCUCAGCGUUGUCCAGGGGAUGGUGCGCAAAGCAGGCAAACUUGCUGUCAAGAACUUCCUCGUACAUAAGAAGAACAAGAAAGUGGAGUCAGCCACAAGGCGCAAGUGGAAGAGUUACUGGGUUUCCCUGAAAGGUUGCACUCUGUUCUUUUAUGAGACGGAUGGCCGCUCAGGGAUUGACAACAACAGCAUUCCCAAGCAUGCCAUCUGGGUAGAGAGCAGUAUUGUCCAGGCUGUACCAGAACAUCCCAAAAAAGACUUUGUGUUCUGCCUCAGCAAUUCUCUAGGAGAUGCUUUUCUGUUCCAGACCUGCAGCCAGACAGAGUUGGAGAACUGGAUCACCGCCAUCCAUUCAGCAUGUGCCACUGCCGUCGCCCGCCAGCAUCACAGAGAGGACACAGUGCGGCUACUUCGUGCGGAGAUCAAGAAGCUGGAGCAAAAAAUCGACAUGGACGAGAAGAUGAAAAAGAUGGGAGACAUGCAACUGUCUGCUGUCACUGACACCAAGAAGAGGAAGACGAUCCUGGAUCAAAUAUUCUUGUGGGAGCAGAACCUGGAGCAGUUUCACAUGGAUCUGUUUCGCUUCAGGUGCUACCUGGCCAGCCUGCAAGGAGGAGAACUGCCCAAUCCCAAACGGCUUCUGGCCUUCGCCUCUCGCCCCACCAAGCUGGCAAUGGGCCGACUGGGUAUAUUCUCAGUCUCUUCCUUCCAUGCACUGGUGGCAGCUCGAACAGAGACCGGAGUGAGACGGCGAACACAGGCUAUGUCUCGUUCCUGCAGCAAGCGCAAAAGCAGGUUCUCUUCCCUCUGGGGUUUGGACACUACCUCAAAGAAAAAGACAAAAGCCCACCCCACUGUCAGUCAGGUCUUUGCUGAUGGUGAAGAGCCAGUGAAAAAGCCCAUAGAUGGCAUAUAUGUUGAUCCUGCAAAAGAAAAUGCUAAAAGCGAGGAGGGAACUGUGAAAAGCCUUCCACGGCCCAGUACAGAGAAUGACAUCUGGGUGCCUGACCACCUCACUCCCUCGUGGGUGUGUCUGCCAAAUGACCAGCCUGUGCUCGCCAUCAUCCAGCCAGGGGAGUCUGCACUGUGCGUUCUUGAAACUAUUUGCAAGGCUCAUCAACUCGAUCCCACCAAACACUACUUGCGACUCAAAUUCCUGAUCGAAAACCAAGUGCAAUUCUACAUUCCCAAACCAGAGGAGGAUGUAUGUGACCUGCUUUACAAAGAAAUUGAGCUCUGCUCAAAAAUGACAAAAGUAAUCCAGUUCGACAGAGAUGAAUCCUGCAUGAUUGGUUAUGGUUUCUCAAUUUCAGUGGUGGAGGAAGAUGGAGUACAGCAACUCUACAUCACUGAUGUGAAGGCAGGAGGAUUAGCCUUUGCAAAAGGUCUAAAUGCGGGGGAUGAAAUACUUCAGCUGAAUGGAAAAGACUCUCACAGUCUCAAUUUCUCUGACAUGAAGGCAGCAUUCUCCCAAGCGUCGCUGGCUUUGACCGUCAACACCCUGCCUUCUGUGGACCGCCGUCAGCUCUGCUACCUGCCGCCUCGCCGCUCAGACGCAGAGGAAGAUCUCUACACGGAUAUCUUCUCCCAGAGUCAAGAGGAAAUACUGGAUGAUGGCGUGGGACUGUUGCUAGAGAGCUCCGGAGACAGCUUGGAUGACGACUCAGAAAUCUUCAGCGAGUUUGAUGACUGCAGAAAGAGUACAGAGCAGGUCGCUGCUUUCUGCCGCAGUCUCCAUGAUAUGAAUCCUGUGGAGUGCGUGUCCUCUUCGCCUAGCCCGGACUCACCCUUUCCACCUCCUGCAACACUCCGACAGCUCUCCGAUGCUGACAAGCUCCGCAAGGUCAUCUGUGAACUUGUGGAGACUGAACGCACCUAUGUCAAAGAUCUCAAUUGCCUCAUUGGGAGAUAUUUAACCCCAUUGCAGAAAGAGACCUUUCUCACUCAGGAUGAGCUGGAUGUACUGUUUGGUAAUUUGCCGGAAAUGGUGGAGUUCCAAGUUGAGUUUCUUAAGACCCUGGAAGAUGGAACAAGACUGGUUCCAGAUCUGGAGAAACUGGAGAGUGUGGAUCAGUUUAAGAAAAUCCUCUUCUCCCUGGGAGGCUCUUUCCUGUACUAUGCAGAUCGUUUUAAAAUCUACAGCGCCUUCUGCGCCAGCCACACCAAAGUCCCUAAGGUCCUCGUAAAGGCCAAGACUGACCCCGAUUUCAAGGCCUUCCUGGAUGAGCGGAACCCGAAGCAGCAGCACUCUUCCACCCUGGAAUCGUACCUAAUCAAACCUAUACAGAGGGUGCUCAAAUAUCCCCUCCUGCUGAAGGAGCUGUACUCACUCACAGACCCAGACAGCGAGGAACACUACCACCUGGACGUUGCCAUGAAAGCCAUGAACAAGGUUGCUAGCCACAUCAAUGAGAUGCAGAAGAUCCAUGAGGAGUUUGGAGCAGUGUUUGAUCAGCUCAUCACUGAGCAGAGCAGUGAAAAGAAGGAGGUUGCUGAUCUGUCAAUGGGUGACCUGCUACUUCACAACACUGUGACAUGGAUCAACCCACCGGCCUCCUUAGGAAAAUGGAAGAAAGAACCCCAGAUAGCUACAUUUGUGUUCAAAACAGCAGUCGUCUUCGUAUGCAAGGAAGGAUCCAAGCAGAAGAAGAAAAUGGGUGGCUCUCACAGAGUCUCUAUAUCUUCAGAAGAAAAAGACCCUUUCCGAUUCCGUCACAUGAUCCCAACUGAUGCCCUUCAAGUCCGAUCGUUAGCCAAUGCAGAUGGUGAGGGCUCUGCUGUGUGUGAGAUCGUCCACACAAAAUCGGAGUCAGAAGGAAGGCCAGAGAGGUCAUUUCAUCUGUGCUGUAGCUCUCCGGAGAGCAGAAAAGACUUUCUGAAGACAGUCCACUCCAUCUUGAGGGAAAAGCACCGCAGGCAGCUCCUGAAAACGGAGAGUUUACCUCUCAACCAGCAGUAUGUACCCUUUGGAGGAAAACGACUAUGUGCCCUGAAGGGAGCCCGCCCUGCCAUAAAUAGAGCAGCAUCUGCCCCAACCAGGACUCUCGGCAGAAGGAAGUUGGUGCGCAACCGCUUCACCAUAGAUACCGAUAUUGUUUUUGACGGGGAGCCGGAACAGCAGGACCUCGCUUCACCACAGGAGCCUGACUUAAAAAGGCCACAGCAGGAAGAUGAACCCGAUCAGCAUCAGCAGUCUGAGUUAGCAGGUGAUACAGACCGCUGGGUGGAAGAACAGUUCGACCUAGAAGAAUAUGAAGAUCAGGAAGAGAUGAAGGAGACAGACAUCCUUAGUGACGAGGAUGAUGAGCUCUGUCAGACACCCAGAGCUCCAUCCACUGAGGCUGACCUGGAGGACCCCAUCAUGGCUUUGUCAUUGGAAGGUGCAGAAACCGAAGAGGAUGAGAGCAUGAAGUCCCCAGGAGUCAGUGAGACGCCUGCAGAUGUGAAGCCAUCUGACAAGGAACAUCAAAAUCAAACGGAGAAAGAUGAGAUCUGGGUACGAAGAGAGCAAUCAGGUUCAUCCCCAGACUCUGCCACAUAAAAGCCAGUGAGAACAGGCAGACAGCAAGUGUCUUAGACAGCUUUACAAGGGUUCCUUACAGAUCAGUCAUCAUAAGCAGUGCAUGAGCAUUGAUGUCUAUCGCACAGCUAGUAGAAGAUAUAUCCUUCUUUACCUUACUUAUGCUGAAUGCUUUUUGUACAGGUAAGAUCAUUAGUGGAGCAAUACAGGGAUCCAGAAUGAGGGAGCUUUAUCCCAAAUCAAAUGCUGUUACAUAGUCGAGUGUAAGCUUUGAGAGAUGAACUAAUGGUACAAUCAUGGAAUCUAAUCAGUUGCUUUGAUUGGCAUGGUUUGCACAUUUGGGCAGCAUUCUAUAGUCCUGCCUGCUGUUGCCAAAUUUGGGUAUUGUGAGAACAUUAAUAUUUGUUUUGUCUGUGUGACUCAGAGUUAUUAUCAUAGUUAAGGGCUGUAUAUUAUUUGUCCUUAAAGAAGUAGAAUAAUUAAUUGCAAAGGACAGUCUUGUCUUACAUAGUUUACUGUACUUGUACAUUUUCACAUGAAUAUACACAGACAUGUUUGGGGAACAGAUUUCCUUAUUAUGUAAUAUGUAUAUAAUUUUGAUCUUUUGAUUUACAGACUAAAAGCUAUCUUAUAGUCUGGAAGAUGUUUUGUUGUUUUUACUUGUUACUUUUAAUAUUGAAAUUAUGUAAUAGCCCCUCUGUCACAAAUAUAAGGGGAGUUGGCUUUGUUUUAAUUUAACAUAAUCCUGUUUUACUUGAACUUGUAUUUGCUGUUUUAUGUGUCUUAUUAUUUACUGUGAAACCAUUUUGUCGAGUUAUACCUUUUUGCUCUUUAGUAUUGCCACUCAAACAUAUUCCUUCUUAACAGUUCACAUGCUCACUCUGUAUUGUAGAUAAUUUACACACCAGCUAUUUUAGAAAGUCUUGUGUGUUCAAAAAGAUUGUUCACUGGUAUUGAAUUACAAAGCAAUGUUGUUUUAUUUAUUCAUGUGUAAAUUAAUUUGUUAGCAACAUACGUAAUCCUUUUUUUUUUCCACAAAGAAAGUCCAAAUUUGCUCAAGCAAUCAAGGGGAAAGACUUGCAGUAUGCCUGAACAGUGAAAGAAGUCAUGCUUGUAAACAACUCAUUGUGCUACUAAGACUGCAUUUUUAUUACUGUGUGUAUAUAGAAAAUGUAUUGAUAUCAUAAUAAAUACAGUUGUUUCCUACUUAUAAUUCAAAA
Molecule: messenger RNA, 6403 nt
Organism: Acanthochromis polyacanthus (spiny chromis)
Lineage: Eukaryota; Metazoa; Chordata; Actinopteri; Pomacentridae
Product: rho guanine nucleotide exchange factor TIAM1-like
Exons: 27
Coding region: 432-5204 (1590 amino acids)
Biological process (GO): small GTPase-mediated signal transduction; activation of GTPase activity; positive regulation of axonogenesis
Cellular component (GO): plasma membrane; synapse; cytosol
Molecular function (GO): guanyl-nucleotide exchange factor activity; protein binding
Source: RefSeq, a predicted model, not a curated record